GAACUGUGAAUACCCCUUAUAAUGUUUGUUUAUGUUCAUUGAGUUGACAGCUGGCACUGCACGUGUUAGCUCUGAGAGGAAUUCUUGAGAAGUUGAAUAUUUUUUGUAAAUAAUGGAGCCCGGCAUUUGUUAUAUUAAACCAGAAUUUUUGGUGGAAGAAGUAAAGAAGCCAGUAGCAGAGGACGAUAGCAAUAAGAGAAAACACAGUGAGUCUGCUGAGACAACGAACGAUGGCAAUGGCGAAGCAAAUAAAUUCCAAAAGAAUAAUAAAAAGGAACGCAAGAGGGGACAGAAUAAGAAUCGCCCAGUAUACAAAGAUGAUCGCACCACACAUUUGUGCAAUACCCUGAUAAAUGGUCCCACCGAUAACAAGUGUGCGUUGGAAAAUUGUCGUUAUGUUCAUGAUUUACAACAGUAUUUGGCUGCCAAGGGUGAAGACUUGGGCGAGAAAUGUGUUGUCUUCGAAAGUAAAGGAUUUUGUCCGCGUGGUGUGACUUGUCGCUUUGCAAAAUCCCAUUUGGAUGCAGAGGGCAGGAAUAUUAAAGCGCCACAUUAUGAUGAAAAUACUCCACCGACCACUUUUAAUGGUAUUACAUCGGAAUUGCAGAUACGUUUGCGUAAAAGGCAAUAUGAUUUUUCAAAAUGUAAGAAAUUCAUCAGACAAGCUGAGUCGAUGCGAGACAAGAGGAAGGCAGAGAAGCAAGAAGAAAAUGGUGGUGUCAAAGAAGAAAAUGUGGCAGAGCCAGAAAAGGAAGAGACUGAACAAGAAAUAACAGAGGAGGAACAGAAGAUGGAAGCUUUGGAGGAAAACAAGCCAUUGGGAUCUUGUGGUGAUGAAGACACCAAGGGAAGGGAUGCGGUGCGUAAAGCACCCAUUGAUUUCAGAGAGAAAUUAGUACUCUCCCCAUUAACAACUGUUGGAAAUUUACCAUUCCGUCGUAUAUGCAAGGAGUAUGGAGCAGAUAUAACAUGCGGUGAAAUGGCUUGUUGUGUACCCCUGGUCAAGGGUAUGACCCAAGAAUGGGCAUUGAGCAAACGCCAUGAAUCAGAAGAUAUUUUUGGUGUCCAGUUAUGUGGCAAUAAUCCCAAUAUUAUUGCCCAAGCGGCUCAGCUGAUGCAAGAGACGGCUAAAGUUGAUUUUCUGGAUUUAAAUAUUGGCUGUCCCAUUGAGUUGAUCUAUCAACAAGGUGGUGGCAGUGCCCUGAUGAGGCGUACCAAUAUUCUCGAAUUGACUGUUAGGUCGUGUUCCGCUCUCAAUCCACAAAUACCGUUUACAGUAAAAAUGCGUACCGGUAUCUAUGCCGAUAAAAGUGUGGCUCAUGAUUUGGUGCCCUUGGUAGAGGAAUGGGGUGCAGCAGCUGUAACGCUUCAUGGUCGUUCCCGAGAACAACGUUAUACCCGCAAUGCCAAUUGGGAGUAUAUUGAGGAAUGUGCAGCCAAGGCCAAAAAUAUGCCGAUCAUUGGAAAUGGAGAUAUAUUGAAUUUUGAAGACUACACAGAAAAGAGGAAAAUUGCCCCACAUGUAUCGUCUGUAAUGAUAGGCCGUGGCGCCUUGAUUAAACCAUGGAUUUUCCAAGAAAUCAAGGAACAAAAGCACUUGGAUCCCAGUUCCACUGAACGUUUCGAAAUGAUGCGUAAAUAUGUCAACUAUGGCCUUGAGCAUUGGGGCUCCGAUACAAAGGGUGUCGAAAAUACGCGACGUUUCUUAUUGGAAUGGCAAUCAUUCCUGUAUCGUUAUAUACCUUACGACCUAAUGUUACAACCACCGCAAAAAAUCAAUCAACGGCCACAAACAUUUAGGGGCCGAGAUGAAAUGGAAACAUUAAUGAGUUCCUCGAAUUCACAGGAUUGGGUAAAACUAAGUGAAAUGUUAUUGGGUCCCGUGCCAGAUGGUUUUACAUUUGUACCUAAACAUAAGGCGAAUUCGUAUUAAAAUGUUUCAAUCAUUCGUAUACAUGAUGUUAAAACAUGUAUAGUUAUUUUAGCGUGUUUUUACAAUGUAUUAUAUAACAUUUGUUUAAAAUAGAAAAUAUUUUAUUUUGAAUA
Molecule: messenger RNA, 2046 nt
Organism: Musca domestica (house fly)
Lineage: Eukaryota; Metazoa; Arthropoda; Insecta; Diptera; Muscidae
Gene: Dus3
Product: tRNA-dihydrouridine(47) synthase [NAD(P)(+)]-like
Exons: 5
Coding region: 113-1933 (606 amino acids)
Biological process (GO): tRNA processing
Molecular function (GO): tRNA dihydrouridine synthase activity; metal ion binding; flavin adenine dinucleotide binding
Source: RefSeq, a predicted model, not a curated record